GGGAGCCUGAUAGAAGUAUGAUAAGUCAGGCUGCUGAGUAAAAUUUUCUAUUUUUUCUUAUAAUAGGGAAGUUAAGAAAGGAGCAGCCGGCCAAGAUGACGGGAGGUGUGGGCGACGGUUCAGGAAAGGUCCUGACGCUUGACGAUUUUAUCGAAGCUUUGGACAGGCGAGAAAGGGGGCCAACUAAUGUUCCGAAGGUUGAUACGUUCCACUUCAAUGGAGAGCGGGUAUCCGAUUGGUUAAAUCUGGUUGAGCAGGCGCUGGUAGGGUUGUCAGAUGAAGUAAAGUUCCAGCGAAUUUUGAGGUUCGUCCUUCAUGGGCAUCAUCAGGAAGUGGGUAAGGUUGUGGAGGUCGCAAAUGGUAGUUGGGCAAGGUUUAGGGAUGGGAUGCAAAAGAAGUACAGACUGGGUGAUGGUCUGCUAACUACAACAGAUUUGGAAGUCAUGAACAAGGACGACUUCACCACAAUCGGGGCGUUUGUGCAAGAGUUUAAGAAAAAGGCGAGGAAACUGGGUGAUGGUCUGCUAACUACGGCAGAUUUGGAAGUCAUGAACAAGGACGACUUCACCACAAUCGGGGCGUCUGUGCAAGAGUUUAAGAAAAAGGCGAGGAAAGUGCAUGGGAUUUCUGAAGAAGCACAAUGCGCUAUCUUUUUGGGGCUGCUCACCGCCUCAGAAGCUUCAGAGCUUACAAGCCAUUGGGGAGGAAGUGCGAAGCUCACAUGGGCUACUAUUGAUAAGGGAGUGGAGGAUGGAAGCUUGGACCAGGUAGAGCAGCACCAAAUGCGCCUGCAGAAGCGGAAGAGGAAGAAAAGGGACACCGCCGCAUCUGGGACCCCGGAAGUAAAGAAGAUCAUCACGGACGUGCUAGCAGAGUUUGGUUACGACAAGGAUGCCGAGAUGCAGAAAAAGGUGGUGACCGUGGUCCAAGGUCGGAUGUCAGAGGUGGUGGACUAGGAGACCGGACGCGAGGACUACGGUGGGGAGGAAACGGGUAAACAGCGCAAUCUAUUGAU
Molecule: messenger RNA, 1015 nt
Organism: Chara braunii
Lineage: Eukaryota; Viridiplantae; Streptophyta; Charophyceae; Charales; Characeae
Source: the annotation of a GenBank genome assembly